Ambispora gerdemannii is the source of this 471-nucleotide messenger RNA. NCBI's taxonomy places the organism in Eukaryota, Fungi, Glomeromycota, Glomeromycetes, Archaeosporales, Ambisporaceae. The record is from the annotation of a GenBank genome assembly.
AUGAAGCUUAUACAAAAAGUUAAUCCAACAUGUAUCCAAUCAAUUGAGAAGCCACUUGAAAAGUUAAAAAUAUCUAUCAAUACCACAUUUAGUCUCAACAAAAAAGAAGAGCAAGCAAAGAGUCAGUAUGAAGAAAAUUUUGGUUUCCAAGAAUGGGUUUUUCGUGAAGCUUUAAAACAAAAACUUCAGGAUCAAACCUCCACAAUGACAGUAUCAAGUGAUGAAUCUGAAAUUGAAGUUUUGAUGAAACAAAUAAGAAAAAAGAAAAUGCAGGUUGUACCAAGCAAUGAAAUCUUGAAACAAAUGAGUAAACAACAAAAAGGGGAAGAACCUGCAGUGAUGACAGUAUUAAGCGAUGAAUCAGAAAUUGAAAUCUUGAAACAAACGAGCAAACAACAAAAAGAGAAAGAUCUUGCAGUACCGAUCGAUGAAUCGGAAAUUGAAAUCUUAAAACAAACGAGCAAAAAAUGA